Folsomia candida is the source of this 3978-nucleotide messenger RNA. RefSeq lists its product as uncharacterized. Gene Ontology annotation, molecular function: ATP binding; histone binding; chromatin binding. Gene Ontology annotation, biological process: positive regulation of transcription by RNA polymerase II. Lineage: Eukaryota; Metazoa; Arthropoda; Collembola; Entomobryomorpha; Isotomidae. Gene Ontology annotation, cellular component: nucleus. The transcript is spliced from 8 exons. Bases 323 to 3472 code for a protein of 1049 amino acids. The record is from RefSeq and is a predicted model, not a curated record.
CUUCGUACGUACAUGCAUACGUUUGCUAUCACAUUAGUAUCACUACUUGUGUCCCAAUGUCAAAUGUGUACCAACAACUUUAAAUUAUCAUUUACUUCUGGUCAUGUACAUUCUGCGUACACACCUUUUGCUACCAAACGUUUUCGAUUCACGGAUUUAAUUUCUGCCAAGUACUUAUUUAUAACCGGAAAAGUUCAACGAGGGAACUCUUUUAAGAUUAAUGCCCGUGGUGAAGUGAAUUUGUGCUUCGAUUUCUUAAGUGGUAAACUAUCUACGUAUACAUACAUACUUCUUUCGUCAUAACAUAAAAUUCCAUUUCGCCAUGCUUUCCACCCUGCUCGGAAAACUCUCUUCCUUCGCGUGGAAAACGGUCGUUGGAAUCGAACCCAGUACGAUAACCACACUUCAAGCGAAGGUGGACUCUUUGGAAAAAACCAUUUCUACAAUCAAUCAGGAUGCGCAAAAAGUGGACGAGGAUACGAAUAUUUCUUCUCCGGAUUCAAAUCCCCCAGAUUUGUCUGUCCCCCAACCAACUGUGGCUGAAAAUGUAGAAAGUAAGCCCGCUGAAGGAACAAACCUUGACUUGAUGACCAAAGACGUAGAUGCAACAGAGACGCCAACAGAUGCACAGGGUAUAGACACUUUCGUGAACAAGCUAGCUGAUUAUUUAACAGAAAAAAAUGAUGACCAUGAGACACCACAAACUUGUCAGAUAACCUUCGACCCGGACAAAUUUUCAUUCGAAAUGGAAUCCCUGCUCGGAUUAGAAGAACAAGUUUCAUUCUUGCGAGAAAAUGUUUUAAUUCCGGCCGCAAAUCCAGAUCUCUUCGCCAAACUGGGAGUUGGACUUCCGCCAGCGAAAGGGAUCAUUUUCCAUGGACCGGCUACCCCAGAAAUGGCGAAUCUUGCGAAAGCACUGGCCUCCGAAUUGUCUCGUGUCAUGAGGCAAGUUGAGAAAGAUAAGGUGUCGGAUGACAAAAUCAUGGGUAAAGAAGGGGAGAAGAAGAAAAGUUUCAAAUUCUUUGAACAACCCAAAACGAAAAUUUUCGCCAAAUAUUCCCAAGACGGAAGUAAAUUUGUUGCAGAAUUGUUCACCGAGGCGAAAAAGGAGGCCCCUUGUAUCAUCCUUUUCGAGGAUAUUCAUAAUUCUUCAUAUCCGUCUUAUAACAACGACUUAUAUUGUCCCGACGAAUCCUUCAUCUCGGAAGUGAAUAGACAAAUGGAAAACUUGGGGUCGACCGAGAAUGUCAUUGUUAUCGCCACAGUCCCCUCACUCUCGCUAGUUCCUGCCACACAUAAGCUAUGUUUCGAACUGAAAUUGGCUUUUCCUACCAAAUUUGAUGACGAGACGAGAACUCAGAUCAUAAAGCAGACCACAUCCUCCUGGACGGUCAGACCAAGUAUUGAAAUUCUUGACAUGGUUACCGAGCUAAGUGACUCCUUCCACCUUGAGCAAUUGCGUCGCGUUGGAAAAAUGGCGUAUCGUUCGGCGCUGGGGAGAGCUUUAAAGGAAGGACGUGCUGGGGGUUGCAAAAAGUGUGCAAAUAGACCCGAUAAUUUGAAAGUGGACAAAUCCAUCUUGGAUGGCAUCUCUCCCAGCGAGGAAGACUGGGUCGAGGCUUGUGACGCUAUCAAAUCCCAGAUUGCUGCCGCCGGCUCGCGAAGGUCCGGUUCUCGAGGUGAACGGAUCCACGCCGGGCAGGAUGUCGACGUCGACAUGGGGGAAAGUUUCCGUUUUAUGACCCCAGUGGAUUCCUCGCUAACUUUUUCAAGCGUGGGUGGACUCGAAGAACAAAUUAAAGGGGUCAAGGAAAACAUCCUGUUUCCGCUCCAGAAUAAGGAUAAUUUAGCAGAGUGGGGGGUUCAUCCUGUGAGGGGCAUACUUUUCCAUGGACCACCGGGAACAGGAAAGACACUUCUUGGAAGAGUUCUCGCCGCUGAGCUGACUCGUUUAACGAGCUCGUCAGUUAAGAAAGCCAAGUUUUCCUUCUUCUACCAAAAGGCUUCCGACUGCUUCAACCUCUACGUUGGCGAAACUGAGCGAAACUUGCGCGAAUUAUUCGCCGAGGCGGAAAGGUGCAAACCAUCAAUUAUUUUUUUCGACGAGAUGGAUGGUCUUUGCCCAAGUCGAGAUAAUAGGGAAUCAAGUCGGUGGAGCAAUUCAACCGUGGCGACACUGCUCGGACUGAUGGACACAGUCAAGCGGGGAGAAGUAUUCGUCAUUGCGGCGACUAAUCGGCUCACGUCGAUCGAUCCAGCCAUGAGGAGACCGGGAAGAUUCGAUAAGGAAGUCGCAUUUCAUGUUCCGAAAGAAGAUGGGCGAAAAGUGAUUUUGCAAAUUCACACGAAAGCCUGGAAGAAGGGAAAUGAGGAAGAAGUUCUCGGGGAAAUAGCGAGACAAACUGAAGGAUGGUCAGGCGCAGAUUUAGAACAGCUUUGUCGACAAACUUUUGUUUUUGCAAUACGUCGCCAUUUCUCAUCAUCAAAAGUCGAGGAACCCGAACCGGAAACCGCCCUUAAUCCGAAAUAUGAACUCCGUACCACGAAAACUCCAACAUUCGAAAACUUUGACAUCCUUCCCUGCGACUGGCACGAAUCCAUGUCAACAAUGAAACCAAGCCGAACCAAUGUGUUUGGAGAUUCAGCCCUUAUUUCGAAACCAUUGCCAAACGCUCUUCACAAACUGUUGGAAGGAACUGUGAGCGCAAUUUUAGCUAAAAUUCUGCCAUUAAUUCGUGGGAAGGGCAUAAAAUGUGGGAGCUUCUUGGAAAAGGCGUCCAGUUUGAAGUCAUUCUACAUUUGGGGAAAUACCGAAAAAAAACUCAAAUCCAUUCACGCCCACCUAAUCCCAUCCCUCUUAUCCAGCCAUGAACUCAGAGACGUUAUCGCUUUCACAUUGGAUCUGUCCGGUGUUCCAAACCAGUCCGACUUGGGAUCCACCUUCGAUCAAGUUUUCAACCCGGGUGAAGGAAAAACAAGUAUUUUAUUUAUCCCGGGUAUUGACAAACUUGAGAGACGAUUAACGAAGUUGGGCGACGCUGCAGCCGAAGUCGUGGAAUUUAUCCUGGAGCAGAUCGGCGGAUUUCGUGGGGAGGGCAAUGUUCUUCUUCUGGGGACGGGGAGUGUCCCAUCGUCUGAAUUAGUGCCAGAAUUUGCAUCCAUUUUUAAAGGAACGGGGAAUUCACGCACUUUCGAAAUGGUCAAUCCCACCCAGGAAGCGUACAAAGAGCUGUUUCUUCCUCUGCUACAAUCAUACCCAGCAGCGUUGCGUUACUUUGACGACACUUGCGCCCAUGACAAGCUCGAUAUAAUAGACGCGCUUUAUCUUAAAGGGGAACUAGAGUUGGAAAUUAGCAAGGCUGGUGUACUCGUGGGAAGUGAAAAGACGGCAGAGGAAAUGCUGUUGAAAAUGUUGGAAUCAUUUCAAAAGGAUAACACCGUACAUAGCUAUAGAAUGGCGAUGUAUAGUUAAGCUUCAUAAUUUAUAAAGGUUCCUUAAAUAUUAUUUAUCAUUUUUACCAACAAUUUGUAAUUUAAACCUAAACUUUAACAGAAGACAACAAUAUUUACUUAAAGCCUGAUGAAGCAAAAUAAAACAAAAGUUUGUUUAAUAUCCUGCUAGACCGUUGUAACCCGUACCACUGGUGCUGAUCACACCAGUGAUACGGGUCUCACACACAUCCCACCUGGGGAGAGAUCUAUCUAUUUUUUCAUGAUCACUCAAUCUUACGAGCUUUACGUGUAAAAUUAUCAGAAGUAACUUUACCUGGUUGGUUCAUUUAUUGUUAUGAUCAUGUUAAUUAAGCAAAUAAAAUUUAUACCAAAAAUGUAUAUAGCUUUUAGGUUGUUGUAUCUGUACAUAUAUCGAUAUAUCUAAUAAUUAUAUGUAUUUAUUUGCAGAGGAGCGCAAAAAGUUUACUAUGCUCUAGUUUAACAAUCGAAAUAUAAGUAAAUUGCAUGAUGCAGUUGAAUAUUUUA